Messenger RNA from Pyrenophora tritici-repentis Pt-1C-BFP, 219 nucleotides. NCBI's taxonomy places the organism in Eukaryota, Fungi, Ascomycota, Dothideomycetes, Pleosporales, Pleosporaceae. The record is from RefSeq and is a predicted model, not a curated record.
AUGUCCGAGGAACCUGUUCCAAACUCUCUGUCAUCGCUUCUUGAAGGACCUGGGGUAUAUGCCAAGAUAGCAGUUCAAGCCAAAAGAGAGAAAAAACGCCCUCCCCGAAUCACCCAGUCUACGCAUCCCGACGAUAAAGCAAAAGUUUGCAAUGGCGCCCAAUCGCGAAAACCAAACUUGUUGAAAGACCUCCGCUCGCUUGGUCGCGCCUACGGUUAA